ACAGGAAUGGUUAAAUGCACUACUCAUAAAAUACAUAAGCUGUUCAUUAUUAUAGCAUGUUUUAGGUCACAAAAUGUCUGCUACUUUUAACAAUGCUGUUUUGAAAGUUUUGUGUGACCAAGAGCCUAGAUAAAAACCACUUUCCUUGCAAAAAUCAGACCAAUUUGUAUAAAUAACUAGGUACCUAUUUGUUUAUGAGCAGAUAUUUCGGUCACCAAAUCCAUACUUCCUUAAAAUAUUUUGAAUGCAAAAGUUUGUUAGUCUGCUAGCUUUUGACAGCUCAUCUCCUUAAAAGAUUUUGAUGCAAUUUGGUUCAGAUAUUUUAUACUUGCAUCACAGUGAAGAACAUGGCUACUUUUGUUCCGGAAAAUGUUCCCACCAGAUUUUUAAAAACAUAAAUCCAGUAGGACGAACUUGUGGGCAUCAUUUAAUAUCUGGACUUAUUUAAAAUUAAUUGGAGGAAGUUGGCCACCAGCACCUAAGGCACCAGAACAUCCCGAGUAUGGGUCACAGCCUCAUAGUCCAAAACGAACUAUGCAGAGGUCAAACCAUGAACGGAUCAAGUCUAUAAACCUAAUUAACCACUUAGAAAGACGAAGGAAUAAGCCAACUACAUCUGGCACAAACAUCAGCUCUGACGAGUUUGUUCAAACUACUAAGAUGGUUCAUGAACCUAAAAAAAUUGAAACCGGCCUUUUAGUGGAUGUGUGCAAUAGUGAGGCUCAAGAUGAGUUUUACGAUUCACCAUCUCUGGGGUCCCCUCGCGCGGUGCAAGCAAAGGCAAACCAGCCGUCGCAAAGUCUGCAAGACGAUAUCGGUGUAGGAUCGCUCGUGGAAGUCGCGACAGAUGUCGAUCAGCAUUACUAUGGUGUUGUUAGGUGGAUAGGUCUGAUUGAUGACAUAGCGACAGCGGGCGUGGAGCUCGAGCAGAGCGUGUGUGGUUUGGGCGACGGGAGUCACCGCGGGCAGCGGCUGUUCUCGUGCGGAGCGGGGCGAGCGCUGUUCGUGCCGCUGCCACUGUGUCGACGCGACGCGCGCUUCCGCGACACGCCGCCCCCCGAGCCCCACCAUAACGAGCACCAUGACCAGCCGGACUGCCCGGUGGUGCGCGGCGUGGUGCCGCCGCUGAGCGCGCUGGGCUCGCUGGCCGGCAAGAGCCGCGGCAUCCAGGGCCACCACAACUCGUGCUACCUGGACGCCACGCUCUUCGCGAUGUUCACCUUCACCAGCGUGUUCGACGCGUUGCUCUACCGCCCGCCUGAACCAGAGGACUCGCCGCACUACACGGAAGUGCAGCGCGUGCUGCGCGAGGAGGUGGUGAACCCGCUGCGCAAGCACGGCUACGUGCGCGCCGACCGCGUCAUGAAGCUGCGCACCCUGCUCGAGCGCCUCUCCGACGUGCCCGGCCUCACGUCCGAGGAAAAGGAUCCAGAGGAAUUUUUAAAUGGUCUAGUAGCACAACUCCUACGAGCAGAGCCGUUUCUGAAGCUAUCCUCGGGUCAGGAAGCCUACUGCUAUCAGCUGUUUGUGGAAAAAGAUGAACAUAUCUCCCUGCCCAGUGUUCAACAACUUCUAGAGCAAUCCUUCGCUACAUCUGGAGUCAAACUUAGUGAGGUACCUGCAGCAUUUAUUAUUCAAAUGCCUCGUUUCGGAAAGCAAUACAAACUGUACCAGCGAGUGCAACCAUCACCGUUAUUGGAUGUCACUGAUCUCAUUGAAGGAUUACCGCGGCAGUGCACGGUAUGCGGCGGGUUGGCGCGCUGGGAGUGCGGCGCGUGUGCGGCCAACGGCGCGCUCGACGCCGGCGCGCUGUGCUCCGCGUGCCUGCGCCUCGCGCACGCCACCAGGCCGCACCACAAGGCCACGCCGCUAUCAGUCUGCGAGGAAUACGCCAACAUACUUGAGUCGUGCCCCGUGCCGCGCGUGUACAUGGAGCUGUUCGCGGUGCUAUGCAUCGAGACCAGCCACUACGUCGCCUUCGUCAAGACGGGCGCCGGCACCGACGCGCCUUGGUGCUUCUUCGACUCCAUGGCCGAUAGGAAAGGGGAGCGCAACGGGUACAACAUCCCGGAGAUCGUGGAGAUCGCCGAGCUGGGCGCGUGGCUCAGCGAGGAGGGCGGGCGCGCGCUGCACGACGCGGCGCCGCUGGACCGCCACCUGCCCGCGCCCGCCAAGCGCCUGCUGGCCGACGCCUACAUGUGCUUCUACCGCAGCCCCGACCUGGCCAUGUACCGCUAAGUAGCCAGCUGCAGCAGUACACUGUCGUGCUUACGUUUCAUUAAAAACCCAGCCAAGUGAGUCAGACCUGCAGCCGAAGAUUUCCAUACCAUCAUACAAAAAAUAACACUUUUUGAUUUUUUUGCUAUGCAACCACAAAUUCACGAUUUUCGGAUUUUUUGCUUUACUUGUGCUAUAAGAAAUUGCUACCUGCCCAAUUUCAAGAUUGUAGGUCAACGGGAAGUACCCGGUUUUCGAUUCCUUUGAUGGGUCUUGACAGACAAACUUGAAAAAAGGACCCAUUUUAUAAUAAGGGGGUCAUUUUUUUCUCUGAAGAUAUUGAAUCCAGUAUGAAAUAUCUCCAAAAUGAAAUAUAUGCAGUUGGAAUGGCCAACUCUGCAAACGGAACCCACACAGACAAGCUCUGAUAUGCAGGAGAGGCAGAAUGAUGGCUCCACCAGGUGUAUCAGUUUGCUUCCUCUCCUGCAUGUUCUGGCGGCAACAAUGAUGAUCAGAUGCCACGAAACUUUACUGGAUGUUUAAACACGAUUUUUGACAUCUAUUUCAGACUAAAUUUUUUUCACUGCGACUUUUUUACAAAUACUAGAUUGUAUAUAAAUAUUUUGUUCAAUAACGCUGUUUUGCUAUACAUAAAUUUAUCUCGCAUUUUUUUUAAUGAAAGUUAUUUAUAUUGACACAUUCAAACAUCAAAAUAACCUAAUAUUUAAGUAAUGCCUCGCACGGUCGACUAGCCACCUGGCAACCAUUGAAAUCUGUAAUUUUGCACCCUGUAUAUGCGCACGAAGUUGCGGCGAGUGCACGAGUAUACAUACGGCGACUUCCAUAUAAAUUAUUGCAGAUUCUUACGUCGCCCUCGAUCGAGUUGCCGGGCAACUAGUCGACCGUGCGUAAUGGCUCUAAGUUGCAAAUAAGCAUUCCAUCAGCCUCAAAUACAUGUUCUUGAAACUUGUAAAUGCUGAAGCCAAAAAAAAAGAAUGUAUUAUUUUAUAAUAUUAUAGAUAUAUUUUAUAAAUUAUUAUUUAAUUUAAAUAACAUAGUACAUAGCUCUAAUGUGUAAUAAUAGGAUGAAAUAAAACUAAUUUGUGUUUU
Messenger RNA from Maniola jurtina (meadow brown), 3327 nucleotides. RefSeq names its product ubiquitin carboxyl-terminal hydrolase CYLD (gene CYLD). Gene Ontology annotation, molecular function: cysteine-type deubiquitinase activity; K63-linked deubiquitinase activity. The record is from RefSeq and is a predicted model, not a curated record. The coding region runs from base 535 to 2238 and encodes 567 amino acids. Lineage: Eukaryota; Metazoa; Arthropoda; Insecta; Lepidoptera; Nymphalidae. Gene Ontology annotation, biological process: protein K63-linked deubiquitination. The transcript has 11 exons. Gene Ontology annotation, cellular component: cytosol.